AUGGGAGACACCGAUACCAUAUCGGAAUUCAUAACAGAAACAGAGGCAUCGAAUUCACCAUGCGAGGACUCCGGUUCGGAUGAAACAAUUUCCACAAAGACGAGGAUCUUCGGUGGACAAAGCGAUUUAAUCCAGACUUACUGGAGUUGCAGAUUGCAGGACUGGGAGAGAGUUUAUCGUAGCAUUCAUCCCAGUAGAGUAUUGCGUGUGGAUCAUUUACUCACGGAGCUAAAUUUAGGCGGAUUACACAUGGGUACAAUACCCGAUCCGGAAUUUUUCCGAUGUCUACCUAGUCUACGCUUCUUGUGGAUUCAUGAUAACGAUUUGUUCCAACUGAACGGAGUGCUGAAAGCCGUUCCACGAUUACUUGGUCUUUGGGUCAGCAACAACCGCCUGAGUAAUAUGCGUGAUCAAUUACGAUCGCUGCAUUCUCUAGAGGUGCUUGACUUAUCGAUCAACGAACUGCAUGACUUUGAGGUGAGUUCGCAAAACCCAGAUUAA
Molecule: messenger RNA, 501 nt
Organism: Echinostoma caproni
Lineage: Eukaryota; Metazoa; Platyhelminthes; Trematoda; Plagiorchiida; Echinostomatidae
Source: the annotation of a GenBank genome assembly